AUGACUGGAGUCGACCUCGUCGCGCGGGUCGAGCAGCUCGAAGUGGCGCAGCAGCAGCAACACGUGCGUAUGCAGGUGCUGCAGGAGAAGACGGACGCCGCCAAGCCUGCGACUGAGACGUUCUACCUCACGACGGCCAUCCACUACACGAAUGGUCUGCCGCACAUGGGUCACGCCUACGAGAACGUGUGCUCCGACGUCAUUUCGCGCUACCACCGCGUGUUUGGACGGGACGUGUACUUUCUCACGGGCACGGACGAGCACGGGCAGAAGAUUGCGCAAACAGCUGACGCCGCAGGUGUCACGCCCCAGGAGCUCGUGGACAAGUACGCGGCGAUUUUCCAGCAGCUCACGACUGAUCUCGACAUGAGCAACAACAAUUUCGUCCGCACGACGAGCGACGAGCACAAGAAGUUUGCUCGGUGGCUCUUCCAGCGGGCCCUUGAGAGGGGUGACGUGUACCUUGGUAACUACGAGGGGUGGUACAAUGUGCGUGAGGAGACGUUCGUCACGGAGACGGAAGCCCAGCUUACCGACUAUAAGGAUCCGACAACGGGCACGCCGUUCAAGAAAAUGCAAGAACAGUCGUACUUUUUCAAGAUGUCAAAGUACCAAGAUCGACUUGUGAAGCAUAUUACCGAGAAUCCCGAAUUUCUCCAGCCUGAAGUUCGUCGUCAGGAACUGCUGCGUCGCCUCAAGGAACCGCUGCAGGACUUGUCGGCCUCGCGUAACACGUUUACGCACGGUAUUUCGCUGCUUAACGAUCCCAAGCACGUUCUCUACGUGUGGUUUGACGCACUGGCGAACUACCUGUCGGCCAUCGGCUACCCAGAUGGCCCUGAUGCUCGCUACUGGCCCGCAAACGUGCACAUUAUCGGCAAGGACAUUACGUGGUUCCAUUGUGUUAUCUGGCCAUGUAUUUUAAUGAGCACGGAUAUUCCAUUGCCAAAACGAGUAUUCGCGCAUGGAUUUGUGAACGCCAAAGACGGUUCCAAGAUGAGCAAGAGUAUUGGCAAUGUCGUUGACCCGUAUGAGAUGAUUAACAAGUACGGACUGGAUUCGUUCCGCUAUUUCAUCGUGCGCUCGGCGAAGUUUGGCCAGGACAUGCCCUUCUCCGAAGACGAUCUCAUCAACAUCCACAACUCAGAGCUUGCAGACACUUUGGGCAACCUGGUUCACCGUACGGUUAACAUCUGUAAGAAGUAUUCGAGUGGCGUUGUGCCUGAUGCCAAGGCAGACAAGUUAUUUAACGUCUACGAGCUGCUGAAAUACUCGGAGGAUUCAUACAAGGAGUUUUCGCUGCAAAACGCUUGUAUAGCGAUUGUGAAUGCGCUGAAGGAUACAAACAAGUACUUGACUGAAAAGGAGCCGUGGCAUAUGAAGGAGAACGAGCCACGUCUCGUUGUUGUGCGUACGUGUCUCGAAUCUAUCUACGUGCUGGCUCACUACUUGAGUCCCAUUAUCCCAAAAACGACUGAAGCAAUUUUCGAGAAGCUUAACACGGUGCCCACUACGCUGACUGCGCUAUCCCCGAACUACGACAACCUGAAACCUGAUACUGAGGUGUCGAUUGGUGAUAUCUUGUUCGGCAAGAUUUUGACUGCAGACGAAAAGUUGAGGCAAAGUGAGGCUGCGGCGACAAAGGCUAAGCCCGUGAAUGUCAAGCCUGCAAAGGCCGCCACACCGCUCUUCGCCUCGCUUGACAUUCGCGUUGGUGUGAUCUCCAAGGUAUGGAAGCACCCUGAUUCGGAGAAGCUGUAUUGCGAGGAGAUUGACAUUGGUGAGGAGGAGCCCAAGCAGAUUGCUUCCGGUCUGCAGGCCUUCUACUCUCUGGAGGAGAUGGAGAAUCGCAAGGUGCUGGUACUGCUGAAUUUGAAGCCAGCCAAGCUGGGUGGCUUCAAGUCACACGGUAUGGUGCUGUGUGCGUGCGAUGAGGCUCAUGCGAAUGUGCAGCUUGUGGAACCUUCGGCUGACUCUAAGCCAGGUGAGCGAGUGACGGUAGCUUCAGAGAGUGGAGAACCACUUUCGGCAGCACAGAUCAAGAAGCAGAAGGUGUUGGAGAAGGUCUUGCCAGACUUUCUCACCAACGACGAGUGUGUGGCGACGUACAAGGGCGAGCCGAUCAUGACCUCGGCUGGUCCGUGCGCAGUCAAGUCGUUAGCUAAGGCGUUUAUCAGCUAG
Messenger RNA from Peronospora matthiolae, 2181 nucleotides. The record is from the annotation of a GenBank genome assembly. Lineage: Eukaryota; Oomycota; Peronosporomycetes; Peronosporales; Peronosporaceae.